ACUCUGAUCCCCGAGUGUCUAAAUCGUGUAGUCACUCCUGGACACCAGCGAGCUAUUCAUAAUAGCCGAGAAGAAGUGAAGUUUGCAAGUUCUACCAUUAAGGAAUACACUGCAACAGCUUCACCAUGUCUAUUAUGUCCUAUAAUGGAGGGGCCGUCAUGGCCAUGCGGGGGAAGAACUGUGUGGCAAUAGCUGCAGACCGGAGAUUUGGCAUUCAGGCUCAAAUGGUCACCACAGAUUUCCAGAAGGUCUUCCCCAUGGGAGAAAAGCUGUACAUCGGGCUAGCUGGACUGGCAACUGAUGUUCAGACAGUAUCCCAGAGGCUGAAAUUCAGACUGAACCUGUAUGAGCUGAAGGAGGGUCGCCAGAUCAAGCCCAAGACCUUCAUGAGCAUGGUGUCCAACCUGUUGUAUGAAAAGAGGUUCGGGCCGUACUACAUCGAGCCUGUGAUCGCCGGACUUGAUCCCAAAACCUCAGAGCCAUUCAUCUGCUCCUUGGAUUUGAUUGGCUGCCCCAUGGUGACAGAAGACUUUGUUGUCAGUGGCACCUGCUCAGAGCAGAUGUAUGGCAUGUGUGAAUCUUUGUGGGAGCCAGACAUGGAAGCAGAGGACCUGUUUGAAACCAUCUCACAGGCGAUGCUGAACGCAGUUGAUAGAGAUGCAGUGUCUGGAAUGGGAGUCGUUGUACAUGUCAUUGAGAAAGACAAGAUCACCACACGAACCCUGAAAGCCAGGAUGGACUAGAGCUUCUGUUUUUCCACACACUUCACCAACACAAAUGUUUUGUAUAAAAAUAAUAAACAAUGCUUGUACUGUCUUUUCUUCAAUAAAUGAAUCAACAUAGGUUUAAACAAUGAA
Anoplopoma fimbria (sablefish) is the source of this 857-nucleotide messenger RNA. RefSeq names its product proteasome 20S subunit beta 3 (gene psmb3). The transcript has 6 exons. Bases 126 to 743 code for a protein of 205 amino acids. Gene Ontology annotation, cellular component: proteasome core complex, beta-subunit complex; proteasome core complex. Lineage: Eukaryota; Metazoa; Chordata; Actinopteri; Perciformes; Anoplopomatidae. Gene Ontology annotation, biological process: proteasome-mediated ubiquitin-dependent protein catabolic process. The record is from RefSeq and is a predicted model, not a curated record.